Molecule: messenger RNA, 2874 nt
Organism: Lachancea thermotolerans CBS 6340
Lineage: Eukaryota; Fungi; Ascomycota; Saccharomycetes; Saccharomycetales; Saccharomycetaceae
Product: KLTH0E10098p
Exons: 1
Coding region: 1-2874 (957 amino acids)
Biological process (GO): regulation of ribosomal protein gene transcription by RNA polymerase II
Molecular function (GO): transcription coregulator activity
Source: RefSeq, a predicted model, not a curated record
AUGGCUGGUAAGAGCCCCCGAAAAGGCGGAAUGGCGGCCGGAAAGCAGCCUUCGAACUUGAAGAAACUGAAAAACAGGAAUGUGGGCGGCAAGUCAGCACCCGUACUUUCAGGGACUAGCCUCCACGCGAGGCCGCGACGGUUCAGUUUACUAUACUCAUCGGACUCGUCGCUAAGUGCCCUUUCUGACUUAGAAAGCCACAAGAAAACAGGUUUCAAAAACCCUCACCUGAGCAAAAAAUCAAAGCGUGGUGUAGGAAAUGAGCUGGGAAAGCGAGGCAAGCUGAUAUCGGAAGCAGCCAUAUCUUCUGGCAGCAGCUCAUCGUCAGACUACGAUGCGGUGAACGACGAGACUGACAGCGGUAGCGAAGAUGCCAUCGAAGAUAACGAUGACGAUGAUGGCGGGAACGAUGAUUCCAGUUCGGGGUCUAGUUCCAGUGACGACGACGUUGACUUUGUGAAGCUGAGCGCAGAAAGAAAGAAGCGGGCCAUGCGGGCCAUGAGCGCUUUAAAAAGAGGAAAGUCGCCCAAGAAAAGCGACGUGAGUAACACCCCAGUUCUCAAGGCUCCAUCUGACAAACCGGACUCAGACGAAGAAGAUUCAGCGGACGAAGAUUCAGCGGUAUUUAGUCACAAGAGGCACCCUGAAGAAAAGUCAGACAGCGAGAGCACAAAAGAGGACGCCAGCGACGAAGAUUUGGGGGAAGAAGUUAAGGAGAGCAGCUCAGCAUCCGGGAAAGCCCUUGCUUCUAAAACGGCGCCCGUUGACCAGCUCAACGUUCCUCAGAUUUCUGAGAGCGAAGAUUCAGACUAUGAAAUAGAUCAUGACGCAUAUAUCAAGAGCAUCCAAUUCGAUGAGGAAGACGUAGUGGGACUUGACACUGGUUUGGACACAGGAGAAGACGAUGUGCCCAUACUUGAUGAAGAGGAACAAAAUAUUGUUUUGGAGUUGGAGAACGACGACGAACUUUCAUUUGAAGGUAGUAUUCACGAGGAAGGAGAGGACCCCGCGGAAAAUGAGCAAGAGGGUGAUGGUGAAGAUUUCAAAGAUAACAGUCAGCUUUACAAUGAAUUCGAUGAUGACGAUGACGAUGAAAUAAUGAGCGAUUUUGAUGAACCUUUCUACGAAGACCCCAAGUUUGCGAACCUCUACUACUGUGCGGGGAGCGAUCAGCCACUAUCCCUCAGCACUUCCUUGCCUCUUAUACUGAACGAUGAAAAACGGAGAAACUUGGAUAAAAAGCAAACAAAGAAGCGUGAGCGCGAAGAACUUAUUCGCCGUCGCAAGCUCUCUAGAAAGUUGGACAAAGAGAGGAGACAAAAAUCUGCUGCUACCGACCUGGGGAAUGAAGAGUAUUUGUUUGGAGUAUUUUUUCGCAGCGAUGAGGAGAAGCCCAAAGAAAGCAAUUUGGAAUCACCCUUGCGCCAGCUCGGUUCAGCAGCUGCAUCAGAAGAGGAUUAUUCGAGUGAAGAGGAAUACGAAAACAUUCUUCUUGACAUAGCUCAUAUGCCUACGGAUGACGAAAGUUUGGACGGUAUAGUCGACGACGACGAAAUAGACGAUGAUGAUGAUGAUGAUGAUGAUGACGAUGUCAGCAUAUCUGACGUGUUUAUUGACAUCGACGAUCUUGACCCAGACUCAUUCUAUUUUCAAUAUGAAAGCUCCGAUGGCGGUGAGGCAGAAGGCACAAAGGAUACAGACAAAGGGGACGGUAACAAACUCGAGGGCCCGGACGACAACAGUUUAGUUGAGACGGUUAUUUACAUUGAUGGCGAAUCAACAGAUGAAGACGAGACGCUCCCACCUCCCAACACACGGAACAAACGGAUUGGGUCUAAAGCCAAAGAAGUUGUUAGCGCCAAUGUUGUGGGACUUAAGCCUCCUAAGCUUGGUACUUGGGAAACUGACAAUAAACCUUUCAGUAUCAUUGACGGCCUUUCCACCAAAUCCCUCUACCCGCUCGUUCCAGAGCAGCAACUUUUGGAGCAGCAGCAGUUUCAGCAACAACAGCUGGCAGUUAAUGAGUCAAACGGUGUUAGCGGCGAAAAGGAAGAGUUAACCCUUAAUGAGCUUCUUAACAUGAGUGAACUUGAUGACGAGGAAGGCCCCGCUAAUGCAGGAGGGGACCAACUUGCCUCUGAAUGGUAUGAAAAACCAAAGGUGCCUCUCUCAGCAUUCCGGAACAAAGGUGUAGAUGUUAAUCGCGAAGAGGAGUACAUGCUUCCUGUUUUUUCAGCCAGAAAGUGUCCAAUUGGGUACGUGGGCAGCGAAAGAACCAGAAGGAAAAUCGAUAAGAUGAAAGAGCUGCAAAAGAAGAAGAGCGAAGAGAGAAAAAAGCUCAAGAAAAAGAAGAAACUGCUCAAAAUCAAGAGAGAACGGGAACGUCUGGAAAAAGAGAAAGAGCGUAAUGACGCCAUCGUUCCUUCUGAAGAUCAGAUGCGCAUUGCAAACGGGGACAGCAUUGGUGUUCCAAAAAUUGAAGAGGUUUCUGGAACAGGAGAAAAAAAUGACCUCAUUUCGGAUGAUACUAAGGAUACCGCAGAGGGCAUGGACCUUGACGACAUUAAUAAGCUGCUCAAUCGCACAGACAGCGAAUUGGUGGCGCAUGAUGGCAAUGAUAUAGAUUUGAUUGGCACCGAAGACGCAGAUAUCUUAGCCACACUUACAGCGCCAGUGGAUGUCGAUCCCGUGAAUGACAAAUACAUGACUACAGGUGCUGUGUGGAGGAGGCGCCAGAGCGUCGUUGAAGCAGCGGCUAAAAAUCUUCGUUUCACUAAGAGUGGCUUGUUCAGCGAAAGUGCCUUGGCUGAUCUUGAACAAAUCAUAGGGAAUUCUGCAAGCUCAGUUAUAGAAUUCAGCGACGUUCUGCAAUAG